Molecule: messenger RNA, 1363 nt
Organism: Seminavis robusta
Lineage: Eukaryota; Bacillariophyta; Bacillariophyceae; Naviculales; Naviculaceae
Source: the annotation of a GenBank genome assembly
GGCCAAGGAAUUUUGUGAUCGGCGCAUCGGCACUUCAAGUCCGGCGCUGUCCCUCAAGAUCCAAUCAAGCAAGAUUGAACUGGUUGCUGGCAAUCCAAAUAAUGACGGGUUCCUGAGAAGGGUUCCACCCGUCAUCACUCCCUUUCACAAAAUGAGAUUGACGUCAUGCGCAGGAACCGAGGACCUCAAUACUAGUACAGUACGGCAGUUGCUGUUACAUGUAUCGAGCUAUCUGCUUGAUAUAGAAUUCUUGGAGAUCAAAGAUGUUCAGAUCAGUGACUCUUCGACGUCAAGCUAUUCCGAGAAAGAGAAUACUGCGACAAUGGCGGCAAUCUCACAGUUUGGCUCCAAAGCAACAGUUUUCUUGUUUGGAUCUGCGGCAAUCGGGGCUGUCAGUUAUUGAACGAUUGUGUCUCGAAGAGUGCUUGCUGCGUCAUGACUCUCACAACAGACAAUGGAUUAUAUGGGGAACCCAUCAUCCAACAAAAUCAAGAUUUCUACAAAUCCCAACGCAAUCGCUACCAUCCUACAUUAUUACACCACCACCACAAGCCGAGCAAAACAAUCCACCUUGUAUCGUCGUCAUGGGGAUUGGAGGCAAACCUAAAUUAUUGCUGGAUAUUCCCAGAAUACAAGAACAUGGAAUUUGGGUAGUCAAACGCUUUUCGGGAGGAGGAACUGUCGUGGUGGAUCACAACUGCAUCUAUACCACUCUGAUUGGAAGAAAUGGGCCUGAUCAACUGGUAGAGGCAUCCGAAGCAGCCGACGAAAACAGCAACAAUAAUAUUCAGAAAGUGCCACCCUAUCCGCGAGAAAUCAUGGAAUGGACCGCCACAAAUGUCUUUGGACCAACGUUUGCAAAAUUGAAAGAAAUGGCAGCGUCAACAGCAAUAACAACAACAGCAGAAAUCCCCGACUUUGAAUUGAAGGAAAAUGAUUAUGUUAUGGGAGGGACCCAAAAAGUGGCAGGCAAUGCUCAAUCCAUUGUCAAGACGGGGUUCUUGCAUCAUACCAGCUUUUUAUGGACGUUCCGACAGGAGAAUAUGAAAUAUCUAAAGCUUCCAGCCAAACGACCCGAAUAUCGCAAGGAUCGAUCCCAUGCCAGCUUUUUAAUUGAACUGCAAGAGGCAUAUCACAAUCAACUCCAAAUGGAUGCCUUCUUUCAGUCUCUAGAAGCAGUCUGUCAAGAUUCAUUUGAUGUGGAGCAUGUGACUUUGGAUGAAGCCAUGCUUGAGUUUGGAACUGAUGGCAUACAAGGUUUCUUCGAGUCCAAGAGCCGAACUCGAUUUGUAGAUUUGCCAAGAUAAUGGAUUGAUUGUAUUUAACUGUUUCAAUGCAUAUUUUGCCAAGAUACUAGUACUGG